This is a messenger RNA of Plectropomus leopardus (leopard coralgrouper), 1014 nucleotides long. Lineage: Eukaryota; Metazoa; Chordata; Actinopteri; Perciformes; Serranidae. The record is from RefSeq and is a predicted model, not a curated record.
AAUACAUUUAAAAAUAUCAGUAUGCAGAGCUGUUGCUUCAAAAAUUUUUCUUUGGUUUUUUUCUGUUUUUCAGAGUCUCACUCUCAACUAAAUGUGUGUGGUCGGCCGAAGCUCAACACCAGAAUUGUUGGGGGACAGCCGGCCCCUGAGGGCAGCUGGCCCUGGCAGGCCAGCCUGCAUGUCUCUGAGCGACACAUCUGUGGAGGAUCCCUCAUAAACCGUGAAUGGGUGAUGACUGCUGCUCACUGCUUCCCGACGGAGAGUGAAGCAGACUUGAUUGUGUAUCUCGGUCGCCAAUUUCAAGAAGGAACAAAUGCCAACGAGGUUUCUCGGACUGUAACACAGGUCAUCAAUCAUCCAAACUAUAAUCCUGUAACUGGUGAAAACGACAUCUCCCUCCUGAGGCUGAGUGCAAUAGUGAUUUUCACCAACUUCAUCCAGCCCGUGUGCCUGGCAGCUCCAGACAGCACCUUCUUUGACGGCAUUGACUCCUGGGUCACUGGCUGGGGCAACAUUGGAUCUGGAGUACCCCUUCCUUCCCCACAAGAGCUAAUGGAAGUGGAGGUGCCAAUAGCGGGGAACAGACAGUGUAACUGUGACUAUGGAGUGGGCACAAUCACAGAAAACAUGAUCUGCGCCGGGUUACGAGAAGGAGGAAGGGACUCCUGUCAGGGGGAUUCAGGAGGCCCACUGGUGAGCAAGCAGAACGGUGUGUGGGUCCAGGAGGGAGUUGUGAGUUUUGGAAAUGGUUGUGCUGAGCCUAAUUUCCCAGGAGUGUACACCAGAGUGUCCCAGUAUAAAACGUGGAUAAACAGCCUGGUCACCACUGAACAGCCAGGCUAUGUGACCUUCACAUCCACUGGGACUGACAGUGACCUCAGCGUCACCUGCCCUGGCCUGCCACCACCUCCAACCACCCUCCCUACAACAACCACAGCCAAACGUGAGUGUCAUGUCAUGUCUGGAAACACAGAUUUUGACCUUAAAUUUCUACUUUAAAAUAUUUUCAUUUUU